This is a messenger RNA of Peromyscus californicus insignis, 1509 nucleotides long. It is a transcript of the gene Cenph, whose product is annotated as centromere protein H. Lineage: Eukaryota; Metazoa; Chordata; Mammalia; Rodentia; Cricetidae. Gene Ontology annotation, biological process: kinetochore assembly; mitotic spindle organization; chromosome segregation. The transcript is spliced from 9 exons. The coding region runs from base 60 to 788 and encodes 242 amino acids. Gene Ontology annotation, molecular function: kinetochore binding. The record is from RefSeq and is a predicted model, not a curated record. Gene Ontology annotation, cellular component: nucleus; kinetochore.
CCGGGUGUCAAUUUCGUGGCGGGAAUAAACGCUCGGAUGUUCCGGUAGAGCUCAGACUUAUGGCCUCUGCAAUGGAGCCGCCGGGGGCUGCGGCCGGGGUUGAGGACUGCGGAGCGGUGAGGGGUGUGCCACAGGCCGCGGAGGACAACGUGGAGGACCGCAUCCGCCUGCUGCUCAGGCUGAGGGCACAGACUAAACAACAACUCUUAGAAUACAAGUCGAUGAUUGAUGCAAAUGAAGAAAAAACUCCAGAACAGAUCAUGCAAGAAAAACAAAUGGAAUUUAAAAUUGAAGACCUGGAAAAUGAAAUUGAAGAUGUAAAAAGUAAUUUUGAAAUGAAAAAUCUUGCACUAAACAGGAUGAAACUUUCAGCUGCACUUAAAAAUAACAUGGAAAAGGUGGGCGUUGAGAGUAGUGUGCUCGCUGAUGACCUGAAGCACAUAUUAAAGCUGCAGAAGUUGAUAAUGAAGUCACAGGAGGAGUCUUCGGAAUUAGAGGCAAAGCUGCUUGAUGUUAGGAAGAAGAGACUUCAAUUAAAACAAACUUCAAGAAGCAAGCUUUUAGAAAUACAAACCGAGAAGAGCAAACAGAAGGAGGAUCUGGACAGUAUGGAAAAUUCGGAAAUAAUCAAGACCAUGCAAAAGAAGCUGCAGACGGAGAUAAAGAUUACCACAGUUAUUCAACAUGUGUUCCAGGGCCUUAUUUUGGGGAGUAAAAUCAACUGGGCAGAGGAUCCUGCCCUCAGGGAAAUCGUGUUGCAGCUGGAGAAGAAUCUCACCACCAUCUAAUAAGAAUCCUGCUUUGGCAUUUGAACAUUGUUUUUGUGCCCAGUCUGUCAUUUAAAUAGCGGAGUUCGUGGGAAAUGUAAGAAGUGGUUUUGGAACUGUUCUGAUGCUUCAGUUCUGAGGGCUUGAGUUGAUGAUAUGACAUGAAAUCUUUUAUUUUUAAUAUGAUCACUAAAGAAACUGGCAUACUCUGCAGGAGUCUGAACACUGUAGUCUUGGAAAGAAGGCAUCUGUCUGGUCCAACUAUCACAGAAUGUGACAUCUUCACAACCAUUUUCCCGGUAGUGCCUUUCAGGAUGUAUCUGUGCAUUGGUUUGUCAACCAGCACAUUAGAAAAGCAUCCACAGUGUAAAGGGUCGUUGAUUGUUUAAGUAAGGUUGUGGGUUGUGACUUUUUCUUUUUUUCCCCUUCUCUAUUUAGCAAGCAUUUUAUUUUUAUAAGUUAAUGAAUAAAAAGAAUCAGUGUUACUAUCUUAUUAAUUAAAAAAGAAAAUUUACAGUGGUUGAGAUCUCUGGCUGCUCUUGUUGCAGGGGACCGAGAUUCAGUUCCCAGCACCCACAUGGCUGCUCACAACCCUCUGCAAGAUGUCAGGGACUCUGACAUCAUCUUCUGGCCCCAGCCAGGUACCAGGCAUACAUGUGGAGCAUGUAUAUACAUGCAGGCAACACACACAUACAUAUAAAAAACAAAUCUUUAAAAGAAUUAAAACUGGACAUCUUAUAGA